Anopheles moucheti is the source of this 1516-nucleotide messenger RNA. RefSeq lists its product as uncharacterized. Lineage: Eukaryota; Metazoa; Arthropoda; Insecta; Diptera; Culicidae. The record is from RefSeq and is a predicted model, not a curated record. Bases 249 to 710 code for a protein of 153 amino acids. The transcript has 2 exons.
AUAAAGUCGCCCCAAUAUCUUACGGUGAAUCUUGGGGAAUUCAGUUAAUAUCAAGUCUUCUGCUCGAUCAGUACGUACGUGUCGUUGGGAAGUGUUUUCUGAAGAUAGUAAAGUUCAAGUUGCAAAGAUCGUUGCUGCAAACCGAGGAUUUCUCAAGAUGUCGGAAACGCAAUUUUUGGUGUGUUUUCCGUGUGCUUCAGUUCGUGUGCGAUCUGUGCGGUCAGCGGUACUCCACCUUCGAGAUUCUGAUGACACACAAUCGUCUGAAGCAUUAUCAUACGAUCAAGUUCGGUUGCGGAUACUGCAACGAGACGUUUCGCCUGGAGGAUGAUCUGUACUGUCACUUCGUGCUGACGCACCGUGUCGAUCCGUACGCGAAGUCACGGUGCAAUAGCGCUGGUUCGGAUGAAUCGGAGGUGUGCGGCGGUCCGGAGGAUGCACGCAUCCGUCAAUCGGAGGAAACGGAACCGGCCAACACUUAUCCGGCUGGCCAGAUGCGGCUGAUCAGUGAAAGUGACGAUGGUUCGGAAUCGAUCUGCAGCAGUUCCGGGGAGGACUCCGAUGAAGACGGCAGCGAUUUGGAGUUGAACUACAACGAACUGUACAUGAGACGGAAGCGUAGUGCGAUGACGCAGGAAGAGAUAUCGGAGCUGACCGAUGUGUUCAAGAAGUCGGUCCAGUCGACCUACACCACGAAGCUGAGCUUAUAGCAAUAGGAGUAACAUCGAAAACCUGUAAAUAGCGGCCCAAUUUCUUGGCGAAAGACAGUUUGUAGCACAGCAGUCACCACCCUGGUCGAGGGACGGUCACACGUCAUCCAUGUAGUCAUGCGAUGCAAUUAGCUUCUCGCUAAUGUUAUGUUUUCCCCGAUACAAGUGGGAAAGGGUAUCAUAAUUCGUCGAUUGAGGAUCGCACAGAUCACGCUCUCUGGCAUCUGGAGAGCGUCGACGAUAUUACACUUUUAGCACUUAGGAAUGCAGACAAACCUCGCAGCGCCCUCGCGCGCACCUAACUCCCUAUUUAUCACAGAUGCACUCGAACCGGUAAGGUAAACAGAGGAAGAAGCGAGCUAAUGGUGGUGUGAAAUAACUUUUCGCAAAUAUUAUGAUUGUCAUCUGUGGGUUUGAUGUUGCGCCUCCUUUUCAGGGUCCACGUGAAUAGCUCAGGUCCGUCAUAUCAUGGCAUUGUUAGAAUUGCAUUUAUCGCAUUUCCGACGCUGUUACCGUGCCAGCGAACUUCUCACCGGUGAAUGUGAUUCACCGAAACGGUCCCCCGGAAACUGUUUCCAUCUUUUUGGGGGGCGAAGGUACGCGGCCCAAUGCGAAGGGCGUGCGGUAAUUGCAAAGGUGACGAAAAGGAAUCCCAUCGUCUUGAAAACGAUCAGCUAGUGUAGAAUAGGCGUGAGACACAGAGAGAGAGAGAGAGAGAAAGCAAGGGAUGGUUCGGCGUUAAUGGUGAUGUGUUAUUUGUGGAGGAAAAUAUAUGUAUAAAAAAAGUGGCAUUAAGUGUAGAGAUA